CCUCUACUACUUUUCCAUUAUUUCUGCGAGAUUCGGCGGAGAGCCGUUAAUCACCGUAAAUAGACAGCAUCCUAUAGCUUAGUAUUGUUCAGUAUCUUCAAUUGGGGCUGUAUUGCAUCUUAUUGUCAUGGUGUUGUACUUGUUGAAGCGCUGUUGCUGUUAUCGGGGCGCUUUACCAUGACAUCACUCGCAUCUUCUCCUUCAAAUACUCGUGCAAUAUGGCGGCUCUUUCCAUGUGCCGCUCUGCCCUGCGUCGUAAUGUCGUGCCUCUCAGCCUGGGUCUGUCGGCUGGUGCGAUGAUGAUCAGCAGGCAGACCCCUCUGCGAUUCGAUUCCAGGCCAGCUGCUAGAUCCAUGUCGAGUGGGCGGAAAGACAGACUAGAUCCCGAGGUUAUCAAGCAGCUAUCUGGCGGGAGCCUUUCUGGCUUCUUUUUAGGGUUGGUUGUGAGCGUCUUCUCCAAGACGCUCGUCCUUCUCGUCGGCUUAAGCAUUACCGCCGUUCAGGUUGCUUCCCGAUUUGGCAUCGAUAUUGUGGGGUGGCUGAACCUGAGAAAACGGGUUGAAUCUUCGCGCAUCCUCUCAUCCCUGGUCAAGCGUCCUGCAUUUGGAAUAUCAUUUGGUCUAACCUUUGCGCUAUCGGCAUUUAUGUCCUUCUAGCAUAUUGUCUUGGUUAUGAAUCAAACUUUAGUUUAGAAGGCCUGCGUCUCCUUCUCGAGCCAUGCCAACGUCAGCGGAUCAUCCUUGAAGUAGUCCUUCGUCUUCUCAAAGAUGUCCACGUUGUAGUCGUUGAGCCAUUUCUUCUCCUUCGCUGUCAACAGGGAAGAGUCGAUCAGGUUUCUGCAGUAUGGCACCAUUGUAACGUGUUCGAAGCCCAAAUAGGGCUUGUCCCCGAACGAAUGUUCCGUCUUCACUUCUCUCACCAUGACGAUGUUUUCAAUUCGAAUGCCAUACGACCCAUCUUCGUAAUAGCCCGGCUCAUUCGAUAUGACGUUUCCAGCGGCGAGCGAUACCUCGAUAUACUGUUUCCGAGUGCCGAUACCGAUAGGUCCCUCGUGGACGUUGAGGAAAGACCCCACUCCAUG
Messenger RNA from Phialemonium atrogriseum, 1081 nucleotides. RefSeq lists its product as uncharacterized. The record is from RefSeq and is a predicted model, not a curated record. The transcript is spliced from 4 exons. Lineage: Eukaryota; Fungi; Ascomycota; Sordariomycetes; Cephalothecales; Cephalothecaceae. Bases 219 to 656 code for a protein of 145 amino acids.